AUGGGGAAGCUCGACAAUGAAGGUGUCCCCGAGGCUGUACCGCUAACUCGACAGCGGUCGGCCUCCGCGGCAUCAAAUGCCUCCUCCGAUUCGGGUCUCUCGGUCGCCUCCGCGGCCUUCCUCGAUGCUUACAAGCACGAGUUCGCGGCCGGGGAAGAUGGAGAUGGAGACGGGGAGGGACAACGAUACCGGGACUUGGAAGAUGGGAAAGAAUCUGGGGUAGACGAGCCUUUCCUCCCGUCUAAGAAGACCAAGUCUUCAUCGGGCCGUCGAUGGUGCCUGUUCGGUGUCCUUGUCUGCGUGGUCAUGGCCAGCGGCUGGAUCGUUGCAUUCGUCUUCUUCCUCGUACAGGGGCGGUCCAAUGCAGCGGCGAUUUCCUCCCCCUCCGCGGUUGAAGUGCAUGAGCCGGACUCUGCAACCGGUGGUACCAGCUAUGGGAAGCCGGUGACACUCGAACAGGUCCUGACGGGGUAUUGGUCACCGCAGUCUCAUGCGAUCGCAUGGACCGCAGGCUCGAAUGGCGAAGAUGGGCUUUUGAUCGAGCAGGGCGAGCACGGGGGCGGAUACCUGCGCAUUGAAGAUAUUCGCAACCGCAAGGCUGGAGGAGCCAAGGUCUCUGAUGCUAAAGUCCUAAUGAAAGAGUCACAUUUCUGGGUGGGCACCACCUUCGUCAUGGCGUCCAAGAUUUGGGUGAGUCCCAACCACGAGAAGGUUCUGGUUCUGUCUGAUUAUGCGUCGAAUUGGCGGCACUCGUAUUAUGGAAAUUACUGGAUCUUUGAUGUCGCAACUCAAACAGCUGAGGCCUUGGACCCCGACAAUCACACCGGUCGCAUCCAGUUGGCCUGGUGGUCGCCCGAGUCUGAUGCAGUUGUAUUUGUCUGGGAGAACAAUGUGUAUCUGCGCGACCUGUCCUCGUCCAAGGCGAUUCCCGUCACGACGGAUGGUGGUAAGGAGGUGUUCAACGGUGUUCCGGAUUGGGUGUAUGAAGAGGAGGUUCUGUCUGGCAAUGGAGCCACCUGGUGGUCGUUGGAUGGCAAGUUCCUUGCGAUGUUGCGCACCAACGAAACCGACGUCCCCGAGUAUCCCGUUCAGUAUUUCCUCCACCGUCCAUCAGGUACUCAACCUGAAGCCGGCCUGGAGAAUUAUCCCGAGGUGCGCCAGAUCAAAUAUCCCAAGGCCGGCACUCCUAAUCCCAUCGUCAACCUUCGGUUCUAUGACGUGGAGAAGCACGAGCUCUUCUCCAUCGAGAUGCCGGAAGACUUUGAGGAUGACGAUCGAAUCAUCAUCGAAGUCGUCUGGGCACCUGAGCAGAAGGUUCUGAUCCGCGAGACGAACCGUGAAAGUGACGUUGUUAAGAUAUUCUUGGUUGAUGCCAAAGCUCGAACUGCAAAGCUCGUUCGCUCGACUGACAUUGCUGCUUUGGACGGUGGCUGGGUUGAGCCCUCUCAGUCGACAUGGAUUAUUCCAGCCGAUCCCAGCAGUGGCCGACCAGAGGCCGGCUACAUUGAUACCGUGAUUCAUGAGGGUUACGAUCAUCUUGCGUAUUUCUCCCCACUGGACAGCUCCGAGCCAGUGAUGCUCACCUCGGGCAAGUGGGAAGUAGUCCAGGCGCCAACCUCAGUUGACUUGAAGAAUAACUUGGUCUAUUUCGUUGCGACCAAGGAGGGACCAACACAGCGACACGUAUAUCAGGUCAAACUUGAUGGCUCUGAUCUUCGCGCUUUGACCGAUACGUCGAAGCCUGGCUACUACGGCGUCUCCUUCUCCGACGGUGCUGGAUAUGCGCUCCUGAGCUACAAGGGACCCGCAGUUCCCUGGCAAGCCGUGGUCAGUACCCAAGACAGCGUUAUGAAGAAGGAGAUUGUCAUCGAGGAGAAUAAACAGCUUGCCGAGAAGGUCGAAGACUUCGCGCUUCCAGCAGAGGUAUACAGCACGGUGACUAUCGAUGGGUACGAACUCCAAGUGGUCGAACGGCGACCACCACACUUCAACCCGAAGAAGAAGUAUCCGGUGCUCUUCCAUCUGUACGGCGGACCUGGCUCCCAAACAGUCGACCGAAAGUUCCUGGUCGACUUCCAAUCCUACGUGGCCUCUAGCUUGGGGUAUAUUGUGGUCACGGUGGACGGUCGCGGAACAGGCUUCAUCGGUCGCGAGGCUCGGUGCAUCGUUCGCGACAACCUGGGAUACUAUGAGGCGCGGGAUCAAAUCGAAACCGGCAAGAUCUGGGCCCAGAAACCUUAUGUAGAUGAAUCUCGACUGGCCAUCUGGGGUUGGAGUUUCGGUGGUUUCAUGACCCUGAAGGUCCUCGAGCAGGAUGCAGGCGAGACCUUCCAGUAUGGUAUGGCCGUAGCCCCUGUGACGGAUUGGAGAUUCUACGACUCCAUCUACACCGAGCGUUAUAUGCACCGCCCCCAGAACAACCCCGAGGGCUAUGACAAUUCAACAAUCAGCGACGUCGCAGCAAUGGGCGAGAAUACCCGAUUCCUGAUCAUGCAUGGUGUGGCAGAUGACAACGUCCACUACCAGAAUACGCUCACUCUGCUCGACAAGCUGAACUUGCAAAACAUCGACAACUGGGACAUGGUGAUGUACCCAGAUUCGGAUCACAGUAUCUUUUUCCACAAUGCACACCGCGUCGUCUAUGAGCGCUUGUCGAGCUGGCUCAUCAAUGCGUUCAAUGGCGAGUGGCACCGCAUUGCGCAUCCAAAGCCUGUGGAGUCAUCCUGGAAGCGGGCCAAGCGAUUUGUCACUAGAAGACUAUCCUUCACACUGUGA
Messenger RNA from Penicillium subrubescens, 2775 nucleotides. It is a transcript of the gene dapB, whose product is annotated as dipeptidyl aminopeptidase dapB. NCBI's taxonomy places the organism in Eukaryota, Fungi, Ascomycota, Eurotiomycetes, Eurotiales, Aspergillaceae. Bases 1 to 2775 code for a protein of 924 amino acids. The record is from RefSeq and is a predicted model, not a curated record. The transcript is spliced from 3 exons. Gene Ontology annotation, biological process: proteolysis. Gene Ontology annotation, molecular function: serine-type peptidase activity; dipeptidyl-peptidase activity.